Molecule: messenger RNA, 1968 nt
Organism: Fulvia fulva
Lineage: Eukaryota; Fungi; Ascomycota; Dothideomycetes; Mycosphaerellales; Mycosphaerellaceae
Product: Alpha-amylase A type-3
Exons: 1
Coding region: 1-1968 (655 amino acids)
Biological process (GO): carbohydrate catabolic process
Molecular function (GO): alpha-amylase activity; calcium ion binding; starch binding
Source: RefSeq, a predicted model, not a curated record
AUGUGGUCGCUUCAAGCUAUACCGUUGCUCUUUGGAGCUGCACUAGCUCUAUCGUCGGCUGAAUGGCGAUCGCAGUCUAUCUACCAGGUUGUUACAGAUCGUUUCGCGAGAUCAGAUGGCUCAACUUCAGCGCCGUGUAAUUGGGGCAGCUACUGCGGCGGGAAUUGGCAGGGAAUCAUCAGCAGGCUCGACUAUAUACAAGGAAUGGGCUUCACAGCAGUCUGGAUCUCACCGGUGGUCAAGAACAUCGCAUCGACACCUUACGGCGACCCAUAUCAUGGCUACUGGGCAUCCGAUCUAUACUCCUUGAACCCGGCGUUCGGCACAGCAGAUGAUCUCAAAGCUCUGGCGGCAGCUUUGCAUGCGAGGGGAAUGUAUCUCAUGGUGGAUGUAGUUGCCAACCACAUGGCGUUCAACGGAGCUCCAGAAAGGAUCGAUUAUAGCACCAUCGUGCCUUUCAACAGCCAGUCUCAGUAUCACCCAUACUGCGCCAUCGAUUGGAGCAACAAGACCAGUGUCCAAUAUUGUUGGGCGGGCGAUAAGAUCGUCUCGCUGCCAGACCUCAGGACAGAGGAUCAGGCAGUGCAGGAGACUCUUAAUACUUGGAUCAAGCAACUGGUGUCCAACUACAGCAUCGAUGGACUGCGACUGGACAGCGCCAUGUCUGUCAACCCGAGCUUUUGGCCCACCUUCGUGGCAUCAUCUGGCGUAUAUGCAGUGGGGGAAGUGCUCGAUGGAAACCCGACCACGAUGUGUGCAUGGCAAGGCUAUAUGCCUGGUACAAUCAACUACGCCGCAUACUAUUGGAUCGUGCGAGCUUUCCAGUCCACCACGGCCACCAUGAGUGAGCUUGCGAACAACAUACAAUGGCAGAACUACACAUGUAAGGACACAACCCUACUCGGCAACUUCAUCGAGAAUCAUGACAACCCACGAUUUCCGUCCAUAACACAAGACCCCGUCCUGCUGGUCAAUGCGCUUUCUUUUGCCAUGCUGAACGAUGGCAUCCCCAUCAUAUACUACGGCCAAGAGCAAGGUUUCGACGGCAAGACAGAUCCUUACAACCGCGAGCCGCUGUGGCCAUCGAACUACAACACGGGCACGUCACAGUACACUUACAUCAAGAGUCUGAACGCAGCCCGCCACCUCGCACAAGCCAAAGACAUCGGCUACGCCACAUCGAAAUCAACUGUCGUAUACUCCGACACAAAAACCCUCGCCACCCUCAAAGGCAGCAUCAAAGGUGCCGGCCUCCUAUCAAUCUUCAGCAACCUCGGCGCAUCCGCCGAUAGCAAAUCCGUCACCAUUAAAGGCGGCUCCACCGGCUUCGCAGCGAACACUCAAUUCACCGACCUCCUCAGCUGCAAAGUCUUCACAACAGACGGAAAUGGAGACCUCGCUGUCACCAUCUCCAGCGGUCUGCCACGUACGUUGUACCGCACGAGCGCGUUAGCAGGCAGCGAUCCCUGCGUCAGCUCCAAUGUAAGAACAUCAAUAAACGCAGCACAGAUUCUAGCAGCGACUACAAGCAGACUUACCACUUCCACAGGCUCGACGCUCAGUACAGCUACUAGUAGUCUCUUAGCCGCGACAUCGACAUCUACAACAGAACCGAAGGCAUCAGCAGCGGCAGCGGGAUCACCACAACCAAUCUGCAACAUCGCCGUCACCUUCAACGCCAGCGUUCCCUCUUGGGCGCUGACCAUCAGAGUCGUCGGCUCCAUCCCACAACUAGGGAGCUGGAGUCCUGCACAGGGUGUUACGUUAACGUCGUCAGGUUCAACGACGUCUGGGGCGGUGAGGAGUGCGAUUGUAAAUAUUCCAGCGGGCACGACUUUCCAGUAUAAAUUUGUUAGUGUGGGCUCGGAUGGGUAUGUUACGUGGGAGAAGGAUCCUAAUCGGAGUUUUGCGGUGACGAGUGAUUGUGGGAGGAGUACGGCGGUUGUUAGUGGGAGUUGGCAAAGUUAG